This is a messenger RNA of Pseudomyrmex gracilis, 4481 nucleotides long. It is a transcript of the gene GABA-B-R1, whose product is annotated as gamma-aminobutyric acid type B receptor subunit 1. The record is from RefSeq and is a predicted model, not a curated record. Gene Ontology annotation, biological process: gamma-aminobutyric acid signaling pathway; G protein-coupled receptor signaling pathway. The transcript has 12 exons. NCBI's taxonomy places the organism in Eukaryota, Metazoa, Arthropoda, Insecta, Hymenoptera, Formicidae. The coding region runs from base 89 to 2704 and encodes 871 amino acids. Gene Ontology annotation, molecular function: G protein-coupled GABA receptor activity. Gene Ontology annotation, cellular component: membrane; G protein-coupled receptor heterodimeric complex.
UUAGUCGCGAGGCGACGACGACGACGACGACAACAACGACGACAACGACGACGACGACGACGACGGGGACGAGGUCAAUCGGAGAACGAUGGCAGUGAGCACUUUCUCGACGGCAUUGCCCACCACCGAUUUUGCCACUACGUGUCCCACUACACCCGCAGCCUCCUGGACCGACGCGUCGCUGCCGCCCGAAGACGAGGAGGAGACCGUUCUGCACAUCGGCGGUAUCUUCCCUAUCGCCGGCGAGGGCGGCUGGCAGGGCGGCCAGGCUUGUAUGCCAGCUGCGCACCUGGCCUUAGAGGACGUUAAUCGCGAAAAAAACUUGUUACGCGGAUACAGACUCUAUCUUCAUUCUAACGACAGCGAGUGCGAACCCGGUCUCGGCGCCUCUGUGAUGUACAACUUACUGUACUUUUCACCUUAUAAAUUAAUGUUGUUAGCCGGAUGCAGCACGGUCUGCACCACAGUCGCCGAGGCGGCGAAAAUGUGGAACCUGGUGGUGCUGUGUUACGGCGCGUCGUCGCCAGCGUUGUCCGAUCGAAAUCGCUUUCCGACUCUCUUCAGGACUCAUCCAUCCGCCACCGUGCACAAUCCCACAAGAAUUAAACUGUUGCAAAAGUUCGGUUGGUCACGCGUGGCGAUAUUACAGCAAGCUGAAGAAGUGUUUAUAUCGACCGUCGAAGAUCUGGAAGCGCGGUGUAAAGAAGCUGGGAUAGAGAUAGUGACUCGUCAGAGCUUCUUGUCGGAUCCAACGGACGCCGUGAAAAACCUGCGACGUCAGGACGCGCGGAUAAUCGUCGGUUUGUUUUACGUGGUGGCCGCGAGGCGGGUACUCUGCGAGCUCUAUCAGCAGAACCUCUACGGCAAGACCUACGUGUGGUUCUUCAUAGGCUGGUACGAGGACGACUGGUUCGAGAUCAAUCUGGAAAAGGAGAACAUUCCUUGCACGAAGGAGCAGAUGCGAAUGGCGGCGGAGGGACACCUGACCACCGAGGCUCUCAUGUGGAAUCAAAACAACGACACGACGAUCAGCGGCAUGACCGCCGAGGACUUCCGCAAGAGAUUGAACAAAUUGCUUAAGGACGACGGUUACGACAUAGACAACAAUCGAUAUCCGGAGGGAUAUCAGGAGGCGCCUCUCGCCUACGACGCGGUCUGGUCCGUUGCGUUAGCGUUUAACAGAACCAUGGAGAGACUCGGCAAAAUGGGGAAGAGCUUGAAGAAUUUCACCUACGACAACAAAGAGAUUGCCGAUGAGAUAUACGCGGCCGUAAACUCGACCCAGUUUCUCGGAGUUUCGGGUCACGUCGCGUUUAGCUCGCAGGGCGACAGGAUCGCUCUGACUCAGAUCGAGCAAGUGAUCGACGGAAAGUAUGUCAAGUUAGGAUAUUACGAUACGCAGAGCGACAAUCUGACGUGGCGCAACGUCGAGCGGUGGAUCGGCGGCAAGGUGCCGCAAGACAGAACGAUAAUAAGAAUCGUUUUAAGAACGGUGUCACUGCCCUUAUUCAUAAGUAUGGCGGCUUUGUCGAUUCUGGGCAUUCUGAUCGCCAUUGGAUUAAUCAUAUUUAACGUCUACAAUAGGCACCGAAGAGUUAUAUACUCGUCUCAUCCCACCGCGAAUACGAUAAUGCUGGUGGGAAUAAUAGGCUGCUUCUUUGCCGUGUUGUGUAUCGGGAUUGACGGUAGAUUCGUGACCCCGUGGCAGUUUUUGAUAAUCUGCCAAGCUAGAGCGUGGGCGAUGUCGACUGGUUUCACCCUCGCGUUUGGUGCCAUGUUCAGUAAAGUGUGGAGAGUCCAUCGAUUGUCCACGAAGGCAAAAGCGGAGCAGGGAAAAUUAUUGACGGCUAAACAAAAAGUUUCGUCCAUACAGAAGAAGAUUGAGCCGUGUAAGCUGUACCUAAUGUUGAGCGGGUUGCUGUCGGUGGAUAUCAUCCUUCUCGUCACUUGGCAAGUGGUUGAUCCGUUGAAGAGGAAGAUCGAGACUUUUUCGCUGGAGGCACCUCCUUACGGCGACGAAGAUGCGAUGAUCAAGCCCGAAUUGGAACAUUGCGAGAGCGAGCACAAUAAUGUGUGGUUCGGUUUGCUCUAUGGCUACAAAGGUCUCGUUCUAGCUUUCGGGCUCUUCCUGUCUUACGAGACGAGAAGCAUCAAAAUCAAAUUGAUCAAUGAUUCGAGAUACGUUGGAAUGUCGAUAUAUAAUAUCGUGGUUCUAUGUCUCAUAACGGUACCCGUGGUAACGGUCAUUUCUAGCCAGCAGGACGCGAGUUACGCUUUCUCGGCGCUGGCCACAAUCUUUUGUUGCUUCCUUAGUAUGGCGCUCAUCUUCGUGCCGAAGGUGAUCGAGGUGAUCAGGCAUCCGAGAGACAAAUCCGAGUCGAGAUACAAUCCCGAUGGUGCGGUAUCCAAGGAGGAAGAGGAGAAAUAUCAGAAACUGCUCAACGAAAACGACGAGCUUCAGAAACUUAUCGCAGCGAAAGAAGAAAGGAUUCAAGCCAUCAAGCAGAAGCUAGCUGAGCGUGACAGCCAGAAGGGGACGAGUCGUUGCAGACAAGGUGGUCAACCCAAGCAGUCUUUCAUUGUAGCCGACUAUCCGACCGGCGAGGGAACUUCGGACAGUGCUAUCGGUGGGGGUAUUUCUGUUUGUACAAAAUCCUCCCGUGCUUCCGCUUCUGACAUUGAGUUUUCAGAGACGUAUUUAUAAUCUCGUCACACACGAGUUAAACAAUCACACGCUGCUGCGGACAUCUCCACGCGCGAUAUACAUUUGGCAUCUUUCAAGUUCUUUCGAUCGAUUUCGGUGAAUAUUCUCACGCUUCGCUCUCUUAAAUCUUUAAUCCAUUCGCUAAUUGUCGUAAGUAUCGAGUAAGUACGUAUAACUUGAGUUUCUUCAUACCGACGCACUCUCGGUCAGUAUUUCAUUUGAUCAGAUAAUUUUUAAACAAGUAUAUAACAGAUAUAAUGUAACUAUAAAUAGAGACGGUAUAUUUUAUAAUUUUAAAGAGAAAAGAAUGAAACAAUAUCAUAUUAUAUACAGAGAGACGAAAUAUUAUUUUAAGUUAUUUUAACAGCACAAAAUAUUUUUCUUCACAUAUCUUACGCACAAUUGUCGUAAUUACGUUAUCUUUAUCGACAUGAUCACGUGGUGAACAAAAACUUCUAAAUUAAUAUAAUAACUGAAGUAACGCAAGAGUAGGAUGUAAAUGUUACAUAAAUGUGUUAGAUGCCUAGUGAAUUGUUUAGAGAAUUUUGUUUUUGUUUGUUGUAGAUGAUUUGCGUAGUGUGUCACCGCUUUUGUAAGAGCAUACAGUAAUUUUAUAGAUUUAGUAUACAUUUAUUUCUUAUAUAUGUCUCACAAAAACAAUAUCAAUUAAAUAUACACAAUACGCGAACUAAGUAGUGACAUACUAUCUGAUAUGAAAUAUUUGGCCUAUGUUUCGUAGAAGCUGGCCCUAUCUUUUUGAACAAUGUAUGUGUUCUUUUUUCUACAUACUAUUUAUGGAUAUUUUGUACAACUAUUUUUAUCAUUGAGAAAGUGUUAUUAUUACAUAUUUAUACAUCUAUAGCCUAUUUUCUAUUAACUGUUACAUCUGAGAAUGUGGAAGUUUAUGAAGUUAUCAGGUGCAGUUUUUUCAGCACUGUGUGAGAAAGUAUAGUUCAAUCAGAUUCUGAGCGUCAUACAAUCCUUAUAUCCUAUGGACCAAGUGUUAUCCAAAAUAACUGACAAUUUUCAGGGACAGAGCUUUUGAAUAUAUUUCAUAUUUCUUUGUCACAAAAAAAAUAUAUAUAUAUAUACUCGAAAAAAGAAUACGUGAACUGUAUAAAAACGUUAUGAUCGCGGUUUUAAUCAGAAAUGUUGCUUAAAGAGAUGCAAGAAUUUUAUCAAAAUUAUGAAAAAAAAAAGUGUCUGUAUGCUGAGUUCUAAUGACAAAAUAUACAUGACGUUAUUGUUCCUUUAUUAUUCACAAAGAGAAGUGUAAAAAAAAACUAAAGAUACGUUUUUUACGCCGGGUUAUACACAACUUUACCACAUAAAUAUCUUUUGUGUGCGGAAAUAUUUAUUUUCAUAAUUAAAUAAUAAGCGAUUGAUUGAUGAUUUCAUAAUUAAUUUCAAAACUAUGUGUGAGAUAAUAAUAAAACAAAAAUACAUAUAUAGAGAACAUAUUUUAGAAGAGGUAAUGUACAAAUAUAUAAUGAAUAUGUUAAUUGAAAAAAAAGUAAUUAUUUAUUUUUACUCGGUAUGUAGAAACUGUGAUCCGUGGUAAUUAUUGGACUUUUCACUGGUUCACAAUAAUAUAUAUGUAUAUACAAUAUGUUCAUAAUGUAUUAUUUGUUAAUUUUUAAUCAUAUGUAUUAUCAUAUAUUUCAAUUAUAGCAGUUAAAUCUCGUUAGAAAAGUGUCGUGUUUAUUGUACACACAGUAUUAAAUCUUGUUGUAAGCCUCAUGAAGUCAACUCCCAAAUUUAAAAAAAAAAAAAAAAA